Molecule: messenger RNA, 576 nt
Organism: Lottia gigantea (owl limpet)
Lineage: Eukaryota; Metazoa; Mollusca; Gastropoda; Lottiidae
Exons: 4
Coding region: 1-576 (191 amino acids)
Source: RefSeq, a predicted model, not a curated record
AUGCAGAACAAUUCUAGCAGUCAGUAUGCUACUACUCGCAGUUCAAACACAAGCCAGCAGGCCGUGACACACUCUAAUGUUCAAAUACGGACAGAGUCAAAUAGUGGGGGUGUACCACCAGUUUACCGAAUCUCUGAUCCUAUCUACGCCUCAAUACCUGAGGAACAUCGUAGAAAAAAAGCAGGAGGAGGUGGCGGCCAUAUUGUAAGUCCAACAGGAACUUUACAACACAGUCACCACGGCGGCGGAGGACAGCAACAAUACCAAACCACCAGUUCCACUGUCCAGCAGCAACAAUUUCAUCAGAAUUUCUCCAACCAUGAUGGUCUGUCAGUUGAUACUAAUCACAUUGGUACCCUGCCACGAGGUCCUAGCUCUGCUGGAAGCCCUCCAUCGCCAUCUAGUGGUUUGAACACCUUACGGCAUCAACUGACCACCUCUCAUUCUAUGACUGGUGGUGCCCUCUCACCUGGUCCUCAUUCUAUGACAGGUCAGAGUUCACCGAGCGUCUAUUUUGGAUUGUCACGUCGUGGAAGCCUAUCAUCUUUAGCAGGGUAUACUAGUAAUAAUAAGUAA